Messenger RNA from Phycodurus eques (leafy seadragon), 2241 nucleotides. It is a transcript of the gene def8, whose product is annotated as differentially expressed in FDCP 8 homolog. The coding region runs from base 167 to 1489 and encodes 440 amino acids. The record is from RefSeq and is a predicted model, not a curated record. NCBI's taxonomy places the organism in Eukaryota, Metazoa, Chordata, Actinopteri, Syngnathiformes, Syngnathidae. The transcript has 12 exons.
UCGAAACUAGCUGAACUAAUACUAGGUCACUGCCUCCCGUUUAAUGAGCUAGCGAUCUAGCAUGAAAACAUGACUGUUAGCUGUGUCGCUUGUUGACAUGCACUGAUGAGCCGAUUCCGAGUUAUGACGAUCUCCUUUAUUCACCUUAAAUGAUGUAGCCGAUGAAAUGGAGUAUGACGAGAGACUGGCACAAUUCCGCCAAACCCGCCUCAAUCCCUUCGAUCGAGGAGAGAAAGACGAUGGUCCCCAAAGGGGAAGGACGCCCCCACAGCAAGAAACAAGACAACAGCUGUUUACUGGGACCAGAAUCCAAAGUUCAGACGGAACCAUGGAUCUUGGUCUAGCUGAGGACCACUUCUCCAGACCUGUGGGUUCAUUUGUGGCCUACGACAUAGAGCAGUUAAAACUGGCCAUUGAGGAAUGCAAGAAGCUGAUCUUGGAGCUGCCAGAACACUCAGAAAGACAAAAGGACACGGUGGUGAAACUGAUCCAUCUUCGACUUAAACUGCAGGAGCUGAAGGAUCCAGAUGAGGAUGAGCCUAAUCUGAGAAUGGUUCUAGAGCACCGAUUCUCUAAAGAAAAGAGCAAGAGUGUCAAACAAACCUGUGACAAAUGUAGUACCAUCAUCUGGGGCCUCAUCCAGACAUGGUACACCUGCACAGGUUGCUAUUACCGCUGCCAUAGUAAGUGUAUGAACCUAAUCACUAAGCCCUGUGUGAGGUCAAAGGUCAGCCAUCAGUCCGAGUACGAGCUCAGCAUCUGCCCCGAGAUCGGACUGGACCGCCAAGACUAUCGUUGUGCGGAAUGUCGCGCACCGAUUUCACUGAGGGGUGUACCAAGUGAGGCCAGGCAGUGUGACUACACUGGCCAGUAUUUCUGCAGCACGUGCCACUGGAAUGACACAGCCAUCAUCCCAGCCCGAGUUAUCCACAACUGGGAGUUUGAACCACGCAAGGUUUGUCGAUCCUCACUGCGCUACCUGGCCCUGAUGAUGUCACGGCCUGUGCUGAAGCUGAAAGAAAUCAACCCGCUCCUCUUUAACUUUGUGGAGGAACUGGUUGAGAUAAGAAAACUGCGUCAUGAUAUUCUACUGAUGAAACCCUAUUUUAUUACCUGUAAAGAGGCAAUGGAGGCUCGACUUCUACUUCAGCUUCAGGACCGCCAGCACUUUGUGGAAAACGAUGACAUGUACUCGCUACAAGAUUUGAUUGACAUCUCCAGUGGCCGACUGAGCUGCUCCCUCACAGAAGUCCACACCACAUUCGCGAAACACAUCAAGCUGGAUUGCGACCGUUGCCAGGCCAAAGGCUUUGUGUGCGAGCUGUGCAAGGAGGGAGACAUCCUCUUCCCUUUUGACAGUCACACCUCGGUUUGCCACGACUGCUCAGCCGUCUUCCACAGGGAUUGUUACUACGACAACUCGACAACAUGUCCACGGUGUGCCCGGAUGACUGAACGCAAACAGGAUGACGACACAAAAGAUGCCUGAAGGACCACAUGAAGGAACUUGAGGUUGCACUUGGCUGAACGAGGUUGUGUACAUAGAGGAAACCUGGUUGAGUAGCAAGCAACUAACAUUUGGUCAUCUCCUGCUUUAUUGUAUUUAUCAUCCUGCACGUUACAUGCAGGAUUUAAAAGCGCCAAUAUUAUUUAGCUUGAAGAUUGGUUCAAAUAAAAUCUGAAUUGUAAACAUGAAGAUGCUACAUAUCCAGUGCUGGUCCAUCUAUUUAACAGGAAGCAAAAUGUAUGCCUUUUUGACAUUCAAAGUUACAGGGUUGUUUGUCUAUUAUUCCUCAUAACUUGAAUUAUAGUAUGGUAUAAAUGUGCUAGUUUUAGUAAGGAUACAUAUUAAGGUGCGUUUGCUUGCAUUCCAUAUGGUGAAUUAGUUCCAGAGAGAUGUACCCAAGUGUAUCAAAUCCAGUAGAUGUGAAUACUUGUGCACAAUGUGUGCCUAUGAGAUUUGUCAGGUUACAAGAAGCUGUUAACCAAAUGUCACAAUACUCUUGGCAAUGUGUUAAUGGUUUUUAUCAUAAUAUACCGAAAUCACAUUUUAGCCAAAGGAUGUCAGAAGACACCUUUGAUGAUGUGGAAAUGUUGACCGAAUAUAUUUGUUUUAAAAUAAUGACUCUUUGCUGUGUUAUUUUUCAGCAUGAUGCACUUACUUUUUUUUUUUUCUCAAAACAAUGGACAUCCGUGGUGUCAGUGAAUCCGAUUCUGUUGUAAAAAUCAAUGUUUUGAGUG